AUGGCUUACAAUAUCACUGGUGCCAAUCCCAAGAUUUUGGGUCCAACCCACAGGGUUAAAACGGGGGACUUUCGAGAUGCAUUCGCUCGCGAAGCUAACCGCCGUCGGAACGAGGCACGGACGCGUAAGGCUCGAAUUUUCAAUGAGGAAGACAACGUUGCCAAACCCUACCAUGAGCAAAAAUGUCUGCCGUGGUUCUCGUGGUUGCGCCGUACCAAGGACGACGAAGAACGCUUGAGAGAUAAUUUAAGGAAACAGGUUGAUGAGAAUUCUGACCUACGCGUGCAUCGGAUGCGAAUACCAAUUGCAUGGAGUCGCAUUCCCAUUGGUGGUGAAAAGGAAACCCUUUUCCUGGCCACCGAUGAAAAGUCGCAAAUUGAAAAUGGCGGGCAAGGAGGCCAAACCAUGCAUUGGAUACACAUGCAACAUUACGCAGCAAUCGACUUUGAUACAUUCAAGUCUACUGCAUUAGACGGAAUAAAUAUUCCGGCGAAUGCAAAGAAUAUGAUACAGAGCUGGAUGUCAGAUAUUUAUUCGCUAGAAGCGCAGAGGAUAUUUGGUGGGAAAGCUCUGGAUUCAUGUUUCCAGAAACAAAGGGUAUCUUCCCUAAGCGGACAAUCUUUUGUUUGUGUCUUUUUCGCCGUUCCAUACCUGCUGCUCAGCGACAACUGCCGGCCUGUAGAGCAUCAAAGGGUCAAUCCGGAUUUACAUCCUAUUCGAGCAUUGGUUCAGUCGGCGUACCGGACCGACUCUUCAUUCACUCGUGAAAGGUCCCAGGCAGUCCGGAAAGUGCUCAAUUUGGCAGGGAAUGCGCUGGUUUAUGUCCCACAUGAUUUCUUGAUUAGGAUUCAUCACAUUUACUCAUGUUGGCUAAAGAGACACGUUGACGCUGAAAGAUGCGAGUUUUACGAUGCAGAGACAGACGAAGCCCUCGAUGUUGACUCCUGGCCUUCGGUUUUGUAUAAGGCAAGGGCAUACGGCGUUUGCAUGACUGUUAUGGUUGUGCUGGAUACACGCAAAGUAUCUCGUCGGGAGCUGGACCACGAAAAUGACGCAUAUUUUAUCGAACCCGUUACCGAUACGAGGACGUGGGUGAGAGUGUCAAAAAGGUUUAUAGACGUGGAGACCUUGGAUGACUUCAAUCUACCAUGGGAGGAGGACGUAAAUGACUCGACGAUGGUCAUCAUCAAGACCUACUUGGAUGUCGAUUUCACGGAGGUUCUAUUCGAGCAUACUCGGAGAUCCCGAAGGAUGAGGGGAGAAGAAGAAGUUCGUGAGUUAUCAGAUAAUGAAGAUGCGGAUCACAAAUCUGUCAGCGACGGCAGGAAGAGGAAGCAUAUUAGACUUCCUUGGCAUUGGCCUGGCUGCUCAGAAAAAGACCCUGCCGACGAGCUGAGGAGGGCUGAAGGGGAAAUGUUUUGGGCCCCAAGGUCAUCUUUGCUAGACAGUAUAGUUGGGGAGGAUGGAGGUUAUGAGAGCCCUCAGCCAACCCAUGAUCUUUCGGAUAUUUCGACAAAACCCUCAAGGAUCUCGACAGAUAGCCGCGCCGAGAACACCAUUUCGCCGUACCUAUCUUGGCCCCUAGCUUCUGAAAUCUCUGCUCUGAGCCGUAACCAAGAUCAGAAAACGGUCACCCGAAUACCCGAAUCACGGAUAGCACAGAGUUGGAAACAUGAUCCCUCUUUGGUCGCUCCUAAAUACCUGUACGCAAUACUUCAACAAGAAGAAGCCUUUGCAAAACUUCCGAGAGCUAAGAAAACACAUCUCGUUGAAUUGCAAGACUCGUUCUUCAAUGGGAUGUCAACCGAGACUUACUAUCCAGAAAUUGAAUUAUGUAACCGUGUAUGCCAUUUGGUUGAUCAUUUCCUGCUGGAUAGUACGGAAUGCCUACUCAAAGAUAAAAUAUACGGAGGGCUUCAUACGAUUCUGCAAGAGUGUGUUAAAAUAUCCUGGGGUACAAAGCGCACGAGGCUCCCUCAAUUGAAGGACUUUGCCGACCAGUCUGCAAGGCUGUUGAAGUUGUCUAGCGAAAUCCGUGCGGGCAUUCAGACUGAUACGAGCCGCCUACCUCUCUUUACAGCUCAUAUAGAGUGUUUUAAGGAGUUGUGUAGGGCUAUUGGCCAUCUAUGUUGCUUUAUCCAACAUGCACUGUCGGAGGAAUAUGAAUAUAUGGCCACCCCGCUCAAAACAGUUCAUCAAGAUCCAAACACCCUGGACAAAGAUCCAGACUUGGAUAGCCCCACAGAAAAUAUUCCCAUGGCAGAAUAUCCGAAGGCUGACAUGAAUGCGUAUCCUGGAGUACCAACCGUGGCAAAGCCCGCGGUAGAGAGCGAGGAAAUUCCUCGCAGUAUAUCGCCUUUCUCGAAACGAACGGUGGAGUCUUUGGAGGAUGAUCGUCCCGCCUCAUCUCAUAGGCUGUCGAGUCCCGCUGCAUCUACGGCAAGAAGUCGCAGCAUUGAAAAUACAAGCCUCCCUCCAAGGCCGAGAGUCUACCCCCAGGACGGGGUUUUCGACGACAGAGAGAGUGAGAAGAGGGAGCCUGAAGACGAUAAAAAUGCCGUAUUAGACGGAUGCCAGGCACUUAAAAAGGCGGAGGAUCUACUGAUGGAAUCUAAAUAUUCUAUUAUCUGUACGUUAAUAGAGACAAACCCUCUAGAUAUUGAUGAUUAUCUCUCCGUCGGGCCGUCCCGUAUUGUAUCUUCAAUUUUCGAACAUGUUUCUCUUGGGUUGAGUGACCUGGAAGGCACGGGGUCUUUUCGCCUUGAGGAAAUCUAUCGUGAGUAUUCUUCGCAGUUGAGAAUCAAAGUGAGAGAUAAGCCUACUCGAAUCUUGCUCGAUGAUUUGGACCUGCUUGAGGAGGAGUUAGAGUGCAUUCUCUCAAUAAUCCAGAAGCAAAGGACAGUGUUGGAAAAGUUCAUGGACUUCCUCGAACACAACAUUUUCAAGUCCAAAAGGGGCCCGAAAGAUGUAAUUCAGAACUCCAUCCGGGAGCUCAAUGACAAGGCAGACCUGUACAGUGAAAUGAACUCCAGUAUUGAGAAGCUAAGGAGAAGGGUAGUACGUCAAGUCGAUCUCCAGCAAGAUAAUAAUAGCAAGGCGGUCCUUAUCUUUACUAUUGUCACCGUUGUAUUCCUCCCAUUGUCAUUCAUGACGAGCUACCUCGGUAUGAAUACUCGUGACAUCCGGGAUAUGGACCGGGAUCAAAGGCUGUUCUGGGCAACUGCGGUUCCUCUUACGUUGUUCAUUGUUGGGGUGUGCAUGGUCGUCGCUUAUGGGGGUGAAUGGAUAGGGGAUGUGAUCGCACAGUCUCUGGUCAAGACCCGAAGGGAUAUGAAAAGGGCCAGAGCGGAUAUAUAA
This is a messenger RNA of Aspergillus pseudotamarii, 3357 nucleotides long. RefSeq lists its product as uncharacterized. Gene Ontology annotation, molecular function: cobalt ion binding; magnesium ion transmembrane transporter activity; magnesium ion binding. Gene Ontology annotation, biological process: transmembrane transport; metal ion transport. The coding region runs from base 1 to 3357 and encodes 1118 amino acids. The transcript is spliced from 9 exons. Lineage: Eukaryota; Fungi; Ascomycota; Eurotiomycetes; Eurotiales; Aspergillaceae. Gene Ontology annotation, cellular component: membrane. The record is from RefSeq and is a predicted model, not a curated record.